UCGAGGCAGGCUCGGGGGCGCGCCUUGAAACUUCGGGAGCGCGCUUGCUCGCUUGCGCGCGCAGCUCCUCUGAGGGAAAAUUUGAGGGCGAGGGCUCCUUCUCCGUGAGGGAAAAGUGAGGGAGGAUCUCCCGUGUACUGUGAGGGAAGGGGCUUCUUUAUGCCUGAAAAGCGGGGCGUGAGGGGGAGGGGUCACUAAGCGGGGGUGCCUUUUUUAAACAACAAAAAACCACCCCUAAAUUCUCUCUGUGCAUGAGAGGAGGGGCUUCCCCCACCCCAAAACAAACUGAGGGCUUAUGGGGUGAGAUUGACAGGCCGCUCCUCCCUUCCACGCCCCCCCGCGGCCAAUUUUGGACCAGCACCUCCCCCCCUCCCGGGUGGGGGCAGUGAGCGCCUCCAUGCCCUUGGCUGGACUGCUAGGCGGUCUCCGUGCCAGCAGCAGCCCCGCCCACCCAGCCGGCCAGCAGGUGGGGUGGGGGCGUGGGAGGGGGCGGGGGUGAGCCUUUGCACGCACAUACACACACACACACGCGUGUGCCUGCGAGAGCAGCGCCCGUUUGCACGCUCGCCCCUUGCUGCAUCGCCAGAGGUGCUUCUGCUGCUACUGCUGCUUGUGGCGCCCACCCGGACCCCUGGGGAGGCGAUGGGGGACCACCGAGAGGACGUCAACUCGAACCUGCUCAUCACCUUCAGCACGGGGGACCUGCAGCUGGACAAGGCCAUCAGGCAGUGGCUGACCUGGGACAAGAAUCCGAAAACGAAAGAGCAAAUUGAAAACUUGCUACGAAAUGGGAAGAAUAAGGAGCUGCGGGACCGUCUAUGCCAUAGGCUUACCUUUGGAACUGCCGGGCUCCGCUCUGCCAUGGGGGCCGGCUUUUGCUACAUCAAUGAUCUUACUGUGAUCCAGUCAACACAGGGGAUGUACAAAUACCUUGAAAAAUCAUUUCCAGACUUCAAGCAACGUGGUUUUGUUGUUGGGUAUGACACGCGAGGCCAGAUAACCAGCAGUUGCAGCAGCUUACGACUUGCAAAGCUCACAGCAGCAGUCCUGCUUGCUAAGGGUGUACCUGUCUACCUGUUCUCAAGAUAUGUUCCCACUCCUUUUGUGCCCUACGCAGUUCAGCAGCUCAGAGCUGUAGCUGGGGUGAUGAUUACUGCUUCCCAUAACCGUAAGGAAGACAAUGGCUACAAGGUAUACUGGGAAAAUGGCGCUCAGAUCACAUCUCCUCAUGACAAAGAAAUCCUGAAGUGUAUAGAAGAAUGUGUUGAGCCGUGGAACGACUCCUGGAAUGAGAAUCUGGUAGAAAGCAGCCCUCUUAUGCGAGAUCCCUUGAAGGAAAUCUGUGCAAGCUACAUGGAGGAUCUGAAAAAGAUCUGUUACCAUAGGGAGCUGAACACAAAGAGCAGCUUGAAAUUUGUUCACACAUCCUUUCAUGGGGUUGGGCACGACUACGUGCAGUUGGCUUUUCAGGCAUUUGGCUUUCAGCCUCCCAUUCCAGUUCCUGAACAAAAAGACCCAGAUCCAGAUUUCUCCACUGUAAAAUGCCCGAAUCCUGAAGAAGGAGAAUCUGUGCUAGAAUUGUCUUUGCGGCUUGCAGAGAAGGAAGGUGCCAGGGUGGUGGUGGCAACGGAUCCUGAUGCAGACAGAUUAGCUGUGGCAGAACUGCAGAAGAAUGGCCGCUGGAAAGUCUUCACUGGCAAUGAGCUGGCAGCAUUGUUUGGGUGGUGGAUGUUUACUUGUUGGAAGAAGAAUUGUUCCAAAGAUGCCGACGUCAAGAAUGUUUACAUGCUGGCCACCACGGUCUCCUCUAAGAUCCUGAAGGCCAUUGCACAAAAAGAAGGAUUUCGCUUUGAAGAUACACUCCCUGGCUUCAAAUCGAUUGGCAGCAGAGUUAAAAACCUCCUGGACAGCGGCAAAGAAGUCCUUUUUGCCUUUGAAGAGUCCAUUGGCUUCAUGUGUGGCACUUCCGUGCUGGACAAAGAUGGCGUCAGCGCAGCUGUGGUGAUCGCAGAAAUGGCUGCUUAUCUAGAUACCAAGAGCCAAAUGCUGGCAUCCCAACUAACAGAAAUAUAUAAAAUGUAUGGCUACCACAUUUCAAAAACCUCGUAUUUCCUGUGUUAUGAUCCUCCUACUAUCAAAAGGAUAUUUGAAAGACUCAGAAACUUUACAUCACCUAAUUCUUACCCAGCAGUUUGUGGCACUUUCAGUAUAUUGGACAUCCGGGAUGUGACCACUGGGUAUGACAGCAGCCAGCCAAAUAAGAAGUCGGUACUGCCUGCGAGUAAAAACAGUCAGAUGAUCACCUUCACCUUUCAGAAUGGCUGUGUCGCCACCCUUCGGACAAGUGGAACUGAACCAAAGAUAAAAUAUUAUGCAGAGAUGUGUGCACCACCGGAACAGAGCGACACGGUCUUCCUGGAAGAGGAUCUACAGAACCUCAUUGAUGCUCUGAUUGAGAAUUUUCUGGAGCCUAGUAAGAAUGGACUAAUCUGGCGUUCGGUGUAGCCUUCCUCCUGCUGCUGCUGCUGCCAUUGGCUGUGAUAGCAGUCACUCCAUGCACUGCGUAACGUGGAACAAAGGAACCAAGAUGAUAACUCCUCUUUGCAUUUAUAUAUAUACAAUAUAUAUAUAUAUGAAUGCCUCUGUGCGUUUGUGUGUUUUAUAUAUAGAUAUAUAUGUUCCCUAGCCAGCAUAUUUAUAUGGAAGCAGUAUUGUUCUGUCCGCUUGCUUUCCAAAAUGAAAAGCAGAUUACCAGACAGCUUUUCCCACAGAGAUCCCUCAAGCCAAAAGGAAAGGGCUGAGCAGGUUCUGGCAAAUUUGCCAGGAGUGAUUGGUGAAAGGGACUUCCUCAACCACUGCACCUCAAAAAUGAAAUAAACACAACCUUGGAGGCUUUCCCGGCUGCUGCCUUGUAUUAAACCAGUGUUGGGUAUCUAAAGUCUUCAACUUGCUUAGUCCCUUGGCAGCUGGCCUGGAUGAUCAUAAUGGACUGGCAGAAUGGUCCUGCUUCCUUGUAGCUGUUUUGAGUGUAGGUAUCUUUACUGUACUGUUGAGUCUUACCUUUUUAAAAAAAAAUCAGUCUGUUCAGUAGAAUUCAGUACUUAGAGUUUUCUAGUGCAGAUGUUGUUUAGAAGUCAUAAAGGUUCCAGCUCUUUAAAUCUAUUCUUUUGAAAGGUGCUCUUUGUGCAUUGUAUUCUUAUCUGUCUGUGUAUUUGCUGAAGUUUACUCCACAGUUAAGCAGUAGUGGCAAGCUAUAUCAUACGAGGUCUAGCCCUGGGGCUAGCCCUGGGGCCCAAGCAGGUAAUGAUAGGCCCUCAGAUUGCCUAGUGGGCUUCUUGGAAGUUAGGAAGCAAGACAGAAUGGCUCAAGGGGAUACAAAAUUGACCAUUGCUGUGCCUGCUUUGCCUUCACUUGCCACCAUCAGAAAUCCCUCUAGACACAGCAGUUUUGCCCCAGCCACUCUAUUUUAAAGUCACAGUAACUUUAAAAUAAACAACCUGCAUCAAAUAAAGCAACAUUCAAUAAUCCACCCAAAUCCUAGAGUAAACAGUAAAAAUUAAACAUCAGCAAAUAAUAACUAAACAGUUUACACCUAUCAGUUACAACAAAUAAUUACUAAUCUAUAAUCAAUAAAAAAAAACAUCAAAUCGCAAUGCAUAAAAUACCACAAAACCAUGUAAAAGGAUCAAAUGGAGAAACACGGACACACAACUAAUAAAAUUAUUUUUUUUAAAAAAAUAUCCCUGAACACCUCUCUUCCCAGCUGCUUCUGCUGUUCUCAGUCAUGGAAAGGCUCCCAGAGAGGGCUGGAGGGUGGGGGCAAGGCAGGUGGAAAAGGCAUCUUGCUGCCUCUAACACGGAGCUCCAGGGUCUGAUCCUGGAGGGUGUUGCAUUCGUGUUGCCCAGUAAUGCAUGUUAAUAAAUAUGGUGUUUGCAAGGUCACAUGUGAUGUUUUUCGGCAUCAUCACAGGCCUUAAAACAGUCUUGCUGUGCCGUCAGCUGAGCGCCAGAUCUUUGGAAGAUCUUGGCUAGACUGAGCCUCCAGAAAGGAAGGUAGGAAGGUUGUGGAUCAAGGCCCUUGAAAACGGCUAGGACAGUUUUCAUCAGCUAAAAGUGUCACAGCUGAGUGCAUUUUUCAACUCAUAGCCAUGGGUUGUACCUCUUAGCCACCACUGGGGAGGGGCCGGAAUGGUGGUCUGCAUGCCAGGGCAGAGGCAGAAUUUCGUAGUCGCCACCCAGAAAGACCCAGCGGAAGUGGAGCCUUGCCUUUAUUCUGCUGUGUGCAGACAAAACUCCAUGGAAACAAGGAUUUCUGGGGUGGCAGUGAUUCUGUCGUGGUGCCAGGCUGCACCUGAGUGAUAUUAUAUCCAGUUCUGACAUUGUCAGACGUGCUUGUGAGGUGGAGGGAGAUUUAGCUGCAGAUCAAGUUUGUAAUCUGCAGCAGUCUGCUUCAGACAAAGUAAUUCACGAUGCAGCCUCUCUGGGGUUUAGCAUAUCAUGUUUGUGCUUGGAUUAACUUGAGUUUAUCCAAGGCUUUUCCAUGAAACAAGUUUGAAAAAUAGAAAGCAAUGAUAGGACUAUGGCCAUGUUGUCAUAGUGGGGAUGUACCAGCGUUUGGGCUAUACCACUUCACACUGCAGGAGGAAGGUCACAUGAUUGACUCUGUACCUUCAUAUACCACCAACACAAGGGAAGCUAGCAUGGGUGGGGUGGGCGGAAGGCUACUCUAGAAACCUUUUCCCUGGCAUGUGCUUGAAUGCAGGGAUUUUUGUAUGGAGCAUUUGGUCAUGGGAGCCUCCAACCUGCAAUGCCAAAUGGUACAGCCCAGACACAGCUUUGCCGCCUCAGAACUAGACAUAAUACCACUUGGUUAAAUUUAUCAAGUAUAUAUUUGAAAUAGGGAGAACUCCCAUCCGUUUCCCCAUCUGGCACUACAGAAGUUUUCAAGCAGCUUUUUUUAUUCUCCCCCAAACCCAGUAGCUUCUUUCUUCUGAGUUGACGGAAAAGCUGAGUUUCAGUAGCCCAGUUGAUAUAGCUUUGCCACUGUUGCUUGACUUUGUCCUCCUCUUUCUCCUUAUGCCCUUUGUGAGUUGGAUCUGAUAAGAUGGUGCAGGUGACGUCUGUCCUGAUGACCCAACUUUAGGUCACAGGGACAAUAAACUCCAUUUCUUGUACAUCUGGGUUGGGGUUUGAGGGGGAAAGAGAGGGAUUGAUGCCAACUGGAGCUUUUGCUCUGUGGCAUAACAAAGUACCUUCGCGAUAUCUGAAUGUAUGUGGACAGCAGGAACUUGCUUGUAUUGCACAAGGCUUUCGGGGCAAGAUCCACCAGGAAUUCGUCCUGUGCACGGGACGUAUUUCUGUAGGGUUUUGCCAUUGAUUUACAUGCAAUAUUUAUUUAUUAUUUUUAUUAUUUAAUGCUUAAAUGCCUUCCAGGUUGUUCGUAUAUAUCUGAGUGAAAUGUAUUGAAUGCCAAAAUAUCUUCUUCUUCUUUUUUUACUCUUUGUUUUCUUUUUCAUUUACUGUAUAUUUGAAAGUGCUGCAGUUGCUGUUUGGAACAGAGAGGGCGGAAUCCAAGGCCUUAAGAGGCUCUUUCUGAAUCCUUUGCUGAUUUGGGGGGAAAGAACCCUCUUUCUCUGGUUUAGUUUGAACAAACAUAAGUCAUGGAAGAGCAAUGUUUAUUGACAAGUUUUCUACCUAUAGAGAGGAUUGCAGAGGUGCCAGCCUAGGUCCUCCCAAUUCACAUGAUGGGGUGAGUAGCUUAGGGAUCUCUGUUGGAUUGAUUCUGUCCUGGGACAAGAGUUUAAGAGAGAGGGGGCAUAUACUCCUUACCCCCCAAAUGUAUGGGAAAGAGGACUGUGACUCCAGUUUUGUUUAGUGUCCUGAGAAAGCUGACUUGUUAAGGAUUUGAUUAUUUCUGCUGGAACCACUGCUAUUGGUGUGUUGUUGUUUUUUUCCAGUUGUUCACAAUGCUUGAAAAUCCAUCCUAUUCCAUUUGGGGAAGUUUCUUUUUCUUCUCUUCCCCGCUUUUCUUAACUGUGAAAGAUCACCUCCUCCACUUACCUCACCAGUGAGCAACAUGGAGUUCCUUUGGCCUUCUGCUUCCACCCUUCUUCCCUGCGGGGUUUCUCUUGACUGAUGCCAGGAAUAUUUAUAAUGUGGCAUGACGGGCAAAAGUAGUUGAAACCACUUCAGAAACACACUGUGGUUUUUUAAGAUGCCUCUUCCCUUCUAAGAUGUUGGUGUGGAACGAUUUUACCAGGUUGUUGUAUGAUGAUUUGAUAACAUGGGGGGGGGGUUGUCGUUUCGCUCUUUCAAAUCUUGAAAUGAUUUGCUGAAAGCACUUUCGUCUCCUGAAAUUCUGUAGCAUGAUCUCCGUGCAUGUCUCCUCAGCAGUAAAUCCUAGUGAAUACAGUGGGACUUAUUCCAAGCUAAAAGAGUAUAGAUUGGCAGCUUAAAAUGCAGGCUUUGGAAAAACAACAGACACACACACACACAUAUGAAGUUUGCUAGUUGAGAAUAUUUAUAAUUCACUUUGGCUACUUGGUUUACUUGAGCAUGCUUUUGAGAAAACGUCCCCUUUCCUACCCAAUAAGAAAAUGUCUUAAUGGUCUUCAUCUUCUUACCUUUGUUAUGACAAUAAAUGGCAGCCACUGUUUUGGGGAUGGGCGAGGGAGAGAACAGACUUUCCCUUAUAAUACCAACUGCAAAGGAAGAGCCUAAAAUCUGGUCUCAUUUUUAUUAUGGAGAAGACUCCCUUUCUGGUGCAGCCUUGCAGUUGAUGAGUCACAUCCCAUAAAGAAGCCCCGCACAUGCAAGCAAAUUUUUUUCCAUUAUCAGCAGAGUCUAGUGCUAGAGUGGGCCAAAUCACACUCAGUAAGUUUUUAAGUCCUCAUGCCAAGAGAGUGUGUUGAAAUAACAUUUGAGACUGGCAGGGCACAUCCAGCCCCCUGCCGCCGUUUCUUCCAGCUCCUGCCACUCCCUGUGCCAGGUUUACAAGUCCCAGGCGGGGCUCUCUCCUGCGUGUCCUUCAGCCUUGACAGCACUGCUGCCUGAGCAGCUGUGCUUUGUGUUGGAAGGGAGCCCAGCAACAUCUCGGGGAGCUGAACUCUCCUCGGCCAAAUAGGGAGAAUCACAGCAAUAAUUGGCCAAGUGGAGAUGUGAGUCUCUUUGACUGACACGUUGUUGGUUCUGGUGAAUGGAGCUUUGUAGCUCACCUGUGCCUCACUGCAUCCAGUUUCAUCUCACUUAAGGAUGCUUUCAGGGCAUGGGGAGUCAUGCUCUGCAAUGUGUGCUUGCGCAAACAGCACUGAAGCUUGUGUAGAUCAGUGUGAAGAUAAUUCAGUUUUUUGCAGGUGGGGCAUGACCAUUCUAGUCCAUAGAUGUUUGACUCAAAGCAAGACUUUCCUUCAUAAUUUUUGUUCAAUGUGUACUGAUACACUGAUAUAUAUAUAUAUAUUAGUUUUGCCCUUUAUUGGAAGCACACUUCUUAUGUGUCAUAGUGAGAGACCUUGUGUGUUCCCCUCUGGGAUCUUGCAGCAUUAUCUGCCACUCAGAAGCUGGAAUGGUACCGGUAGGAGUUGAGGGUGUGAUUCUUACAACUGAUAAGAUUCCAUGUCUCUUCUUUUUGUUUUGUUCUGAAAGAUGCGCAUGUCCUAAGUUUACAUAGUUCUACCCUUCCCACAAGACAGGGUGUGUGUAGUACAAAACACUUGAGUACAAAAAGCAAAGUGAGGCUUCGCCCCUUACUGUGUCUGCCUUCGUUUGGUAGCCCACUUAGCUUGGAAGGAGGUGAUGCACUUAGCACCUGCCCAACCCAACUUUCUGCUUCCUUUUAUGUAUCCUGCUUGACUUCAUUUUCAGGACUGUUGCUUUAACCAGGGUAGUCACCGUCUUGGGCUGCCCUUCAACUAAAUUUAAAGAGUGGUACCAGGCAAUCUUUUCAUUAUCCUUCUUUCAUUUCAGAUGUUCUUUUCUGCCUAAGAGACAAUGGGUGGUAUUAUCAAUAUGGACUGAAAAUUUGCACUUUGAUUCUGUUGGAAGUAUUUUGUGUGUGUCUGGAUUAUGAAGUGGCUUUAGUUGAAUAAAGUGUUAAGUUAAUAAAACAUUCUCCUUGUAGAAGUGUUCUUCUGUGACUUUGUUUCUCCAGCUUUUAAAAAGGACUGCAGGAGGGUUCUUGGUGACCAGAUAGUUUCUUGGGCUCUCUGGAGGGAGACCUAAACUCUUGUUUGUUUCUAAUUAAAACCAAAUUGUGAGGCAGAUGAAUUUUGCCUUCUGUGCUCUGUGUAGAGGUUGCAGUCUAGAUUCAGCCUUGCCUGCAGCUCCCUGAUGGACCCAGGGAGGCAAUGGGCCAGCCAGAGUUAUAUAAAAAGUAAACCUUUCCUUGCCGGAAGAAAUAUCAACAACCUCAGUUAUGCAGAUGACACAACCUUGAUGGCAGAAAGUGAGGAGGAAUUAAAGAACCUUUUAAUGAGGGUGAAAGAGGAGAGCGCAAAAUAUGGUCUGA
Molecule: messenger RNA, 8503 nt
Organism: Zootoca vivipara (common lizard)
Lineage: Eukaryota; Metazoa; Chordata; Lepidosauria; Squamata; Lacertidae
Gene: PGM2L1
Product: phosphoglucomutase 2 like 1
Biological process (GO): carbohydrate metabolic process
Cellular component (GO): nucleus
Molecular function (GO): glucose-1,6-bisphosphate synthase activity; intramolecular phosphotransferase activity
Source: RefSeq, a predicted model, not a curated record